Molecule: messenger RNA, 1528 nt
Organism: Neocloeon triangulifer
Lineage: Eukaryota; Metazoa; Arthropoda; Insecta; Ephemeroptera; Baetidae
Product: THUMP domain-containing protein 2-like
Exons: 3
Coding region: 135-1292 (385 amino acids)
Biological process (GO): tRNA methylation
Molecular function (GO): tRNA (guanine) methyltransferase activity
Source: RefSeq, a predicted model, not a curated record
UUGCCAAUUACCCAUGUUGCCAUGCCAGCGAGAAAAUGUAAACCAAAACAAAAUCCAAUGUAAACAGAGCUAACAAUAAGAUUGAACAAUUUUCAAUAAAACUUCAGUUAAACUUCAGAAUAUUAUUUUUUACAAUGGACUCUGACAAUGAGUCUGAAAGUAAAAGUCCUUUAACCCAACCCGACACGGGCGAUUUAAUGAGCCUUUACUGCACUUUAGGCAGAGGAAUGCACCCAUUUGUUUUGGCAGAGCUGGCUCAGAUGAAUGACGUAAGAAUUUUGAAACGGAUCGAAGGAAGUAUUUUCUUUUCCGUGCCAUCAACACUUGGACACAAAGAGCUUAUUUUGAAGACGGCUGAAAGGACGUUGGUCAUGGCCUACCACGAUAAACAAACUAUUGAUCCGGACAUACCUGCUCCUGCAGGCAUUCUGCAACUGCAAAAAAUUCUAACAGAGAAGAUUGACUGGGACAAAAUUUUUGAAAUCUGGAUCAUCCUGAAGGGUUCCAACCCAAAAAUGACAGAGAAGGUCACGGCCAGACUGAAUAUUAAAUCAACAGGAAAAAUGAGGAAAAUCUUCAAGCCAGAGAGAAUUGCAAGUUGCUUGUGCAGAAGACUGAAGCGCAUGACCAAGUCAAUGGAUUUUGUAACUAGAGGUGCUGAAAUGUCCAUCGACCUCAAGAUUACAGAUUCCUUCCUCACUGUUGGUGUGGCUCUGACGUCGACCAGUCAAGCGUCCGGUGGAAAGGACUACGGACUUCGCAGCACAACAGCCAGUGCUAUGGCAAUGUGUCUCACAAUAAACUCUGAAUCUGCAGAAUUUUUCAAGGAUAACAUUGUCAAAGGCUCCAUCGUCCUGGACCCUAUGUGUGGAAAGGGGAGCAUUCCCUCAGUUUUAAGCUCUGAGGUUGUGCGGAUCGGCACCGACUGCGACCCUGCUCAAGUAAAUAUUGCCAAAAGAGUCCCCGGAGCUUUGCUCUUGUUGGCAGACGGAGCAAAUCUUCCUUUCAAGCCAGAGUUUAUUGACCAUAUAGUUUGUGACCUGCCUUUUGGACUCAAAUUUAACAAAGAUAAUGUGACGACUUUGGUUCCGAGUGUUUUGAAGGAAACGUUUCGAGUUUUAAAAUACCAAGGCAAAGCCAUUUUUCUAUUUUCAAAAAGUGAAAGAGACUUAAUUACUGAAUGUGCUCAAAGUAUAGGACUAAAUUUAAUAACCACUUUUGAGGUGAUGUUGGGAGUACUGCAAGCAGUGAUCUAUGUUUUUAAAAAGAGUAUUAAAAUCGACCAAGACUGACCUAAUGCCUAAUUUUUUUUUAAACUUCAUUUAGGUAGUAAGAUGUAAAUAAGAUUUACGCUGCGUUAAGCAUUCUUAAACUCAUCAACUAAAUUUGCACUCUCUGAAGUCCAGUUUGAAGAUUACUAGUUCCCAAAAUCAUUGUAAUUAUUGUCUGGAUUUAACGAUUUUUUAUUUAAAAAAAAAAAAAAUGAUUGUUUGAUUAUUAUACAAUUUCGGCAGAGAUCAGUCCCAAA